Molecule: messenger RNA, 1568 nt
Organism: Ostrea edulis (European flat oyster)
Lineage: Eukaryota; Metazoa; Mollusca; Bivalvia; Ostreida; Ostreidae
Product: germ cell nuclear acidic protein-like
Exons: 3
Coding region: 51-1490 (479 amino acids)
Source: RefSeq, a predicted model, not a curated record
AUCUUUUGUGACGUAACUUGUUCUUGAACAUUGCUCUGUCUGUGUUCAAAAUGAGGUCUUUCAGCAAGAGUUUAUCUACUGCAUGUGUAGUGGUUUCUAUUAUCAUCUUUCUUGUUCAUGCAGCGCCCUUUGACAAAGAAAAUAUUGAUGGACAACAACUACCUCGCGAUGCUUCCAUUCGAGAAACGAGAAGUGCAGGAUUGUCGCCAGUGGAUGACCCUACCACGAUAGCUGAAGAGGAAAAUAAAGUGGACAAAACGCUACAAGUUCAGAGACAACGCAGAGAUUCGGACGAUGAUUUUGAGGAUGAUGACGAAGACUUGGAAAAGCGUAGUUUUGAUGACGAAGAUAUUAAUGAGAAUUCAAAUGUAGAUGUGGAAAAAGAGACUGAAAAAAGAGAAGACGACUAUGAAGAUAUCUACAAAAGAGAGGACGACGACGAUGAUGAUGAUGGUCGUGAUGAUGAUGAGGAGGAGGAGGAUGAUAGCACCGAUGGUUUAGAAAAAAGAGAUGAUGAGGAUGAGGAUGAUGACGAGGAAGAUGGUGAUGAGGGUGAUGAUGAUGAUGAGGAUGAUGAUGAUGAUGAAGAAGAAGAAGAAGAGGAUGAUGAUGAUGAUGACGAGGAUGAUGAUGAUGAUCAGGAGGAGGAUGAUGAUGAUGGAAAGGAUGAGAAAAGAGAUUACGAAGAGGACGAUUUAGAAAAGAGAGAUGACAGUGAUGAUGGGGAUGAUGAUGAUGAUUUACAAAAGAGAGACGAUGAUGAUGAAAACGGGGAUGAUUUAGAAAUGCAGGAUGAUGGCGAUGGUGAAAAUGACGACGAUGAGAGUUGGAAUGACAGCAACGAAGAUAAGAGAGAAACAGCCGGCGUAGAUAUUGAUGACGACGACGAUGAUGAUGUAGAUGUUAAUGUUCAGUCAAAAAGGAGUGAUAUAGAGAGCUACUCAGAUAAUGACAUCGAGCAACAUGAUAUUCAAAAACGAAAUAUAGCUGUCAUUAAUGACUGGGUGUCAACGAAAAACAGAAAACGCCGUCAAGUGGAAGAUGAAAUAACAGAUGAAGACAUAGAUGACGAAGAUCUGGGGGAUGAUUUAAAUCAGGAUACAAUUGAAGACGAUCCCAAUGAUAUAGAUUUUGCAAGUGAUGACACUAGCGGCAUUGAAAUAAGAAACGCAGAUGAGGAUGUAGAUGACGCAAAAGACGAAGUCAAAAGGGGAUCGGAAAACUUGGAAACAUCAGAAGCAACAGAAUCUACCGAAGAUAAAGCGACGAGGGAGGUGGCAGGUAAACAGACGGAGAAAUCCGGUGACUUUGACAAAUUAAUGGAUGAAUUACAAGAAUUAUCUCUAAAAACAAAUAGUGAGGGCAAACGGGAAGAUUCAGAUAAACCCGCAGAAAAGAGAGACGCUACGGAACCGAAGGAUCCCAACAGCACGUUAUCGGCGGAGCAAAUCCAACAGGAAAUAGACAGACUGUUGAAACAGACAAGAUGAAUAACACAAGUUUAUCUUAGAUACUAAAUGCGUCAAAAUAAUCGUGAUUUUACUGAUAAAUUCUUUUACAUCGUGGUA